Corylus avellana is the source of this 3028-nucleotide messenger RNA. Lineage: Eukaryota; Viridiplantae; Streptophyta; Magnoliopsida; Fagales; Betulaceae. The record is from RefSeq and is a predicted model, not a curated record.
AACAGAAACCCCAAUACCUAUUUAUCCAAAAAUAUUUACACAUUUUUCUGGGCAACUAAACAAACUCAUCAAACGGCAAAACCCCAAACCGCCCAACACCCAAGAAGUAACGGAGAAAAAAAAAAACCCAAAAAGAAAAGAAAAACCCACAAAUCUUAUCACCUACUUCAAGAGCGGAACGACCUCCGAGAGCGGCGUGGACAGCGGGGUUGGCAGCGGCGAGUUCCUUCAAACCGGGCACGAGCCGUUCAGCUUCAGCCAGGCGUCGAGGUGUGUGGUUGCUGCGGUGGUGGUGGUGGUUGCUGUUGGGGGCACUGGGGGAGUGGUGGGAGCGGCAACAGAGAUAGGAGGCGAGGAGGAUGAUGUAUGAGACUUUGCGAGAGAGCUUAGGCUGGGUUACGAAUCUUAUAGUUUUUGGUUGAAUCUAUGGGUUUUCUACGAUAAGGCUCAUUUGGAGUUGAAAUCGAGGGCUUCUAAAUGGAAGGAGUCGAUCGAGUUUUGUUUUUAGGGUUUUGGGUUGAUUCGAAGUUCUUGCGUUUACUUUAAUAAUUUUCGCUACGGUAGUGAUGGAUAAUGGGUUCACUGCUUUGAAUUGUACCAUGGGCAUUUCUGUGAAGAAUUAGAGGAUUUUCGGGCUCACCGUUAAGGCCAGAGAGAGAGACAGAGAGAGAGUCGUGGGGAGACACAGAUUUCGAGCAUGGACCUAGACGACAUAGACGCGCUGGGCCAUGUUCCGUCUCGUAUCUCAAGAUUCGCGCCGAAAUCCUUCAAGCCGAAACCGAAACCGAAAUUCGAACCAAGCUUGAAACCGGAGCCCCAAGAGCCCGUACCAAAACCAGAACCCCUUGAAGUCGAUGCUGCCACUACGACUAAGAAGGAAGAAGAAGAAGCAAUUGGCGCUAAGGCCGAAGCAUCCUUGGCGUCGAAUGGCGCCGUAAAAACGGAUACCCAAGCCAAGGUAGAAUCAAAGGAAGAUGAUCCCAUGGAUGAAGACGACGUCGUUGUUCGCGAAAUCGACGUCUUCUUCAAUCCUUCCUUGGAUGACGACACUAAGCUGUAUGUUAUGCAAUAUCCACUGAGACCGUCCUGGCGUCCGUACGAAUUGGAUGAUCGUUGCGAAGAGGUUAGGGUGAAACCUGUGAGUACACAAGUGGAAGUUGAUUUGGCUCUUGAUGUUGAUUCCAAGAAUUAUGACCAAGAUUUUGGUGACCGGCUGAGGAUGACCAAGCAGACUUUGUCAUCAUCAUGGAAGGUGCCACUCACAACUGGCUAUGCUAUUGGUGUUCUGAUGGGUAAUAAGUUACACCUGAAUACACUUCAUGCAGUUGCGCAGCUCCGGCCAUCAUUGGAACACCUGAAGUCUUGUGGCUCAAAAAGGAAGAACAAUGUUAAAGUUAAUGCAGAAGCUACAGUUAAAUUGGAAGAAUCCUCUGAAGAAAAAUCUGUUGGUCCAUCUAAGAAGCAGAACAAGCGGAUGGAGCCUUCAACUGACAAGAAAACUGACGAUGAAGAGUCUUGGGUUCCUCUCAAGUAUCAUAGUUCAGAGAGUGAUUUCUCUGCCAGAUAUUUACAAAGAAUGGUGGCACAAAAAAGCUCUCCUAUACAAUUUAUGAUGAAUCCGUUUGACUAUGUUGACUCCUUCUGUCGCGGGGCACCUAACAACAUUAAACCCAAAGGUCCUUCACGAAGGUAUUUGCACACACUCCCUCUGGAAGAACGCAUCAAGAAACUGCUCUGUGAGGGACCUCCAGUUCACCGAUUCACAUUUCUGAAACACUUUGCUCCAGACUACUCCAAUGAAGAAUUUUUGCAAGUCCUUCAGAAGCAUGCUCUACUGGUACAAGGCCUUUGGGCUCCAAAAAGUCCAUUGCUAAUUCCUGAGGGUGGUGAAUCAUCCUUAGCUAGGGAUUAUGUCCUCCUUUUAUUCAGCAAGAAUAUAGUAAUUUCACAAUCAGAUAUCCCAACAAUUCUUAAGAAAACAAUGAACAUCUUCCUGGAUGCUCUCGCCAUCAAAAGAUCUUCCCCUACAUUUAAUGGUUGGAAAUUGAAAGAGCCUGCUGAUGCUUCAUUUAUAAAACUCUAUCCAGAAAUUGUUGAUGCGCAAAAAGAGAUUUGGAACAAUAUUGAAAGCAAGUUAUAUGGUUGUAUUGGAGGUAAAAGAGGUGGGCCUCGGGAAAAGAAUGCUGUCUCAAAGCCUAUUAUGACUGGUAUGCCUGGAAAAACUGUGAGCUCCGAUAAAAGUGUUACAAAAAUUGCAAGUAGAGUAUCUAGUGGGAGGAAGACCAUGUUAGAAGAAACUCGAGAAGCUCUACCAAGGGUCCUGCCAAAAGUUUUUCAAACUCACAAGGUUUGCAGGUCAUGAAUGAUAUUUGUGUUUCCAAAGGUUCUGCAUGGGUCUUGAAAAGUGGUGAUGGAGGUUCAAAAUGAUACUGCACUGUUCAUUGGAUUAGUAACAAAAAUUAUUUGAAGCUGCUUGUUCUCUGCCACAAGAGAUCUGUGGGGAUACUCCGCCGCUUCUUGCACUCCCUAGUACCUGCAUGAAAAUGUUUUAGAUGUGUAGGUGUCUCUGGUCGUUUCUGCUCUUGCUUUCAUAAGAAUGCUAAGAACAAUUUUUGGCUUUAUGACGGAUCCAGAAGAUUGACUACUAUUGUGUCAACUUGUGCUGUUUCUUCGCUGCAGAGGGUGCUCAGCUGCUUAAUUGGAAACGAAGUUUCACUUGUAGCGGGGUUAUGCCUAAAAGACACAAAGCUUUGAAUGUGUUUAAUACCAAACCACAAUUAAUUGUUACCAUUUGUAUAUAGUAUGAGCAGUACCAGAGGAUGGUGGGUGAUUUUGGGACAAGGUUAGUGAAAUGGAGGUGAGUGAUUUUAUGGUCAGAAUUUAAUGUUGUAUUUAACGGUGUAGAUAAUAUCAUGUGAUAAUUAUGCUGGCACACCAUUCAAAAAAUUUAAGUGAUGUGACAUCAUUUAUACCGUUAUAUGUAAUAACAUUAAAACAUAAUAAAUUGACUUAUCGAUUGAAGGUUAAA